Molecule: messenger RNA, 3177 nt
Organism: Pungitius pungitius (ninespine stickleback)
Lineage: Eukaryota; Metazoa; Chordata; Actinopteri; Perciformes; Gasterosteidae
Gene: hgsnat
Product: heparan-alpha-glucosaminide N-acetyltransferase
Exons: 18
Coding region: 393-2336 (647 amino acids)
Source: RefSeq, a predicted model, not a curated record
ACAAUUAAAACGGGUUUUAAUGGUUUUUAACCUUUCUGGACUUACAACUGGAUCACAUUAACUUAAUCAAGUAUCCACUUCUCUACUUACACCCUACUCAAAGGUUUUGCUAUUAAAGUAUUAACUAGGGGCCCUAUUUACAAUAGCAACAUAGUGUGUAUUGUCAAACAGCUGCUAAAAAAGAUUCUGUGAUGCCUUUUACUAAAUCAUCAAUCAUAAAUCACACACAUUUAGUCAUAUAUGAUGGUAGCCGUCUGCAGAUGUAACGCCAGUGGUGGGGUGGGGGCAAUUAGAGUCACAGGUGACCCGUCGUUAAAGUUAACAAUGUACUUUGACCCUCAUCGCUCGCACUACAAUGUCAAAACAAGGAGGGCUCGGAAGUCGCAUCUGUUAUGGCAAAGGGGAACCCGAGGAAGAACUCAGAAGACACAUCUUCAGUCUUAGGCUUGAAGCAGACGACCCAGAAAGAAAUGACACCACCAGGGACCCGGGCCUCCCUCCUCGCCGCCCUGGCUUUGGUCGUAGCCGUCUGCGUGGUACCGCUGACGGCACAGAUAUCCGCCUCUGGCCUCUCUCAUCACAAGCACAUAUCCCUGAAGAUGGACGAGGCCAUUCUGACCGUCAACAACGAGCUGGACACCGAGGUGGUGGUGACCUGGGUGUCCGAGCGAUGCUUCCAGUGCUUGUAUCAGCAGCUGGGGGUGCUACCCGCAGGGCCCGCUCCUGGCCGGCCCAGUUCGGCGAGCUUCGUUGUGAGCACACAGCAUGAAAUGACUCUACAGCUCAACAGCACCAAGGAGAGCUGCACGGUUCCAUUUCAUUUCGGGGAGCAGGGGAACUACUCUCUGUGGGUGAAAAACCUGAACAACUCCUCAGUGAUCAACUGCUCUGUAGUGACUGACGCGGAACCUGUCAACAGCUACAUACCGAUCUUGGUAGCUUUCCUUGUCUUGGCUGGGCUUGCCAUCGCCUCCGCCAUCGGAACCAAAAUAUUUGGGCUCGACGUAGUGAAGGGUUUCCUGUUCCGAAUCAGCGGCUCCAUGGAGACAGAGCGGCUCAUCAACUCUGAGCUGGGCUCCCCUGGCAGGACGGUGUCACUAGUUGCUGACAACAUCCUCCCUCCAGCGCCCAGCCCCAGCAAGAGGCUGCGAUCUCUGGACACAUUCAGAGGUUUGUCCUUAGUCAUCAUGGUGUUUGUGAACUAUGGGGGGGGGCGAUACUGGUUCUUCAGACACGAGAGCUGGAAUGGCCUGACUGUUGCAGAUCUCGUCUUCCCUUGGUUUGUGUUCAUGAUGGGGACGUCCAUCGCGCUGUCCAUCAACUCCCUGCUGCGCGCGGGCUCCACCCGCCGCUCGCUGCUGAGGAAAGUGGUGUGGCGGAGCGUGCAGCUCUUCGUCAUCGGCGUCUUCGUCGUCAACCCAAACUACUGCCAGGGGCCACUAUCUUGGGACAACCUGAGGAUCCCCGGUGUGUUGCAGCGACUGGCCUGGUCCUACUUGGCUGUGGCCUGCCUGGAUCUGUUGGUGGCGAGAGGUCAUCUCGACAUCCUUCCAGCGGAGGCUUGGUGGUCCCCUGGAGUUGACAUCUUGCUGUACUGGCCGGCCUGGCUGUGUGUGCUUCUCUUGGAAACCGUCUGGCUGUGCCUCACUUUCCUACUUCCUGUUCCAGAUUGCCCAACAGGCUAUCUGGGCCCCGGGGGGAUCGGCGACAUGGGCCUGUACGCCAACUGUACCGGUGGGGCAGCCGCUCUCAUCGACCGCUGGCUGCUCGGAGAGAGCCACGUCUACCAGACGCCUUCGUCCCGGGUGAUUUAUGCGACUCGUGUGCCUUACGAUCCAGAAGGUGUUCUUGGCAGCAUCAACUCCGUCCUCAUGGCUUUUCUUGGACUGCAGGCAGGAAAAAUAAUCUUACACUACAGAGAUCUCCACAAAUGUAUAAUGUCAAGGUUUCUCACAUGGGGUCUCCUACUGGGAGUCAUAUCAGCCAUUCUGACCAAAUGCUCCACAGACCACGGCUUGAUUCCUGUCAACAAGAACCUCUGGUCUCUGUCCUAUGUGACCACGCUGGCCUGCUUCGCCUACGUGCUGCUGGUGCUGGUCUACUACGCGGUGGACGUGAAGGGGUGGUGGUCGGGAGCCCCCUUCUACUACCCCGGUAUGAACUCCAUCCUCGUGUACGUGGGCCACGAAGUGUUCAAGGACUACUUCCCCUUCCGUUGGCGCAUGGCUAACAGCCAAUCACACGGCGAGCACCUCGCCCAGAACCUGGUGGCCACAUCGUGUUGGAUCCUCAUCUCCUACGUGCUGUACAGGAAGAAGAUCUUCUGGAAGAUUUAAGAAGCAAAGUGACGGGACACAGGGGGGGGGGUGGUUGUGUGAGCAAUGUUUACCACCGAAUUAUAGAAGUUAAUGUCUGAAAACAUUUGGAGAGCAGAAAACUGGACACUGAUUCAUUUUGGCCAAAACUACGGUGGAUUUGCCAUUGAAAACAUGGGGGUUACUUCUGUUUCACAGCACAUAUUUUCAUUCUUUUUUUUUUAUUUCAGUCACUAAUUUCCAGGUUUUCAUUUUUCAAAGAUCUUCAGAUACGAUGCGGCGGCCAGAAAUCUUGACUCGCUCAGGAAGAAUGCUUCUAAGAAUAGUGUGGGGAUUUGAGAACACUGACAUUGUUAAUCUACCAUUUAAUUGUGUUAUAGUACCUCAGCGGAAGCAGCAGGCUGGUUUGUUGACUUCCCUUUUGGGAGAAUCCCUGCUGCCAUCUUAAGUGCUGUCCCUUCACUCUCAAAAGCUAAAGUGUUUUUUUUAUUAUUUUAAAACGGACCCUUUUGAGAUAUAAUGAUGAUUGGGAUCCCCCGUGAUUUUCACUGCGCUGUGGGAGAAGGGAGUGAUAUUUAAACAAGGGGAAACCAGAUUUAAAGUAUUAAAAGUCUAGCUAUCUGCUGCAUGUAUCAUGCAUCAUUUCUCAUCUUUUCAGGUGUAUGUAUAUUUUUGCUGACCUUGCACUCCCAGCCGUGUGACAUGAUGCUGUGUCUGACCAAGCGAUGAGGGGGAAGUGAAGGGAGCCAUGUCAGAUGACUGUAGCCCACUGCAGGGUGCUCGCUUUGCAUUUGUUGGGGGGUCUGCAGAAGGAUGCAUGUGUGGGUUUGUUCUUUUUGAUCAGAUUUUCACAGAACUGACU